GGCUACAGGCGCCUUCCGACUCCUCCUGCUUCCGCUGGUGGUGCAGGACGGCGCUCUGUUCCCGCAGUUUGCUCCUCUGUUGUCGCCAUGCCGCUGGAAAACCUAGAGGAAGAGGGUCUGCCCAAGAACCCCGACCUGCGCAUCGCGCAGCUGCGUUUCCUGCUCAGCCUGCCCGAGCACCGCGGGAACGCGGCGGUGCGCGAGGAGCUGAUGGCGGCCGUCCGGGAAAACAAUAUGGCUCCUUAUUAUGAAGCCUUGUGCAAAUCCCUGGACUGGCAGAUGGACAUGGAUCUCCUCAGUAAAAUGAAGAAGGCAAAUGAAGAGGAGUUGAAACGCUUGGAUGAGGAGCUGGAGGAUGCAGAGAAGAAUCUGGGAGAGAGUGAAAUUCGAGAUGCAAUGAUGGCCAAAGCGGAGUACCUCUGUCAGAUAGGUGACAAGGAGGGAGCUCUAACAGCCUUUCGCAAGACAUAUGAUAAGACUGUGGCCCUGGGUCACCGACUAGAUAUUGUAUUUUAUCUCCUAAGGAUCGGCCUCUUUUACAUGGAUAAUGACCUCAUCACUCGAAACACAGAAAAGGCCAAAAGCCUAAUAGAAGAAGGCGGAGACUGGGACAGGAGAAAUAGGCUGAAAGUGUAUCAAGGUCUGUACUGUGUGGCUAUCCGUGACUUCAAACAGGCUGCAGAGCUCUUUCUUGAUACGGUUUCUACAUUUACAUCCUAUGAGCUCAUGGACUAUAAGACAUUUGUGACUUACACCGUUUACGUCAGUAUGAUUGCGUUAGAAAGACCAGAUCUCAGGGAAAAGGUCAUUAAAGGAGCAGAGAUUCUUGAAGUAUUACACAGUCUUCCAGCAGUUCGGCAGUAUCUGUUUUCUCUCUAUGAAUGCCGUUACUCAGUUUUCUUUCAAUCAUUAGCUCAUUUACAGAGCCCCGUGGACACCAGCUUGCUUCUUUUGGGGACUGUACUCCCUUCUGGCCAUUUGGUUUGGCUACUGGUGACUAAAUCACUUAAGAUGAUAAAGGCAUCCUCCUCAAAUGAUUUCCCUGAAACUACUCAUGACAAAUGCUGCUGCUGUUUUGGAGGGAAGUGUGUUCUUUCUAGUGAAACUAAAUUGAUGAUUUUGGUAGCUUUUGGAUGUUAGGGCUUCAGUCUUUCCCACUCACUCUGUUCUUAUCAACCUUUUAUUCAAGUAGUUCUGAAUGAAAGAUUGGAGGUUUAAUAAAUGUGUACACUUCUUAGGUGUUUUAAAUGCAGAAAACAAUAAAGUUCUUAUUUUUCAUUUGCACUCAUGAACCAUAUAAAGCUUGUUGAGUUUUGUGAGAUUAGUUCUUAAAUAAUCAUAGACUAAUGUGUUUACACUUCAGCUGCAGUGGCAGGGAGGGAGUGUGCUUUUGAGAUCCGUAGUCGUAAGUGACUCUCAUGGACUGAGUGCAGAGCGUUCAACUGACCGGAGUUCCUUCGAGCUCCUCCCUGAGCGUGCCAUGUGCCUCAGCUUACUGUUUGAUAGACAAUUUCCAAUGCCAGCUUAGCCUGUAAAGUAAUCUGGUUUUGAACAUGGAGGUAGCACUGCUGUCCCACUUAUUUCCUUAGGUGGAGUCGAAGAAAUCAAGUAUUAAUACCUUGACCAUGCUGCACCUAGAAAAUUGUGCCACUUUGUGGGCAUAUCGUUUAGACUUCUCUCAUUUUAUAGUAUUUGAAAGAACUCAUAUCCACAUUUUAAUAAAAUUUUAGGCAACUUGAAAGAAAAAAAGGAAUUUUAUUGGUCGUAUGUACCUUACUGUUGGUGAGAGUGUACGCACCAUCUUAGUGGCCUGCUCCUUGUCAUCCUGUCUCACUGGACAGAGGACCAUCCUUCAGUUUUCAGUUUUGUUCACUUGGUUCCUUAGGCACAGACUUUUUUCUUUGGACCUUCCUUUCAGUGACAGACUGCUUUUGUUGCCCCUGCCUUGUCUCUGUCCUCUUUUAGAAAAUACAUCUGGAUGGCUGUGUGCUCCAGAUUCCUGGUUCUAGCCCUCAGCCUUCAUCAAAUACUAGACCCAUUCGUGACCUCUCCUUGAUAUCCUUGCUUGUCUGAUGGGCACACCCACUUGAACAGUGCCUCAGUAUAUUUGAACCUCAUUCUUUACCCUCUAAAAAACAUUAACUGCCAAACAGACUACACCCAAAAUUGUUGCUUUUCCUGGGAUUUUUCAGCUUGUUCACACCAGAUUCCCUAAUCACCUUGUCUCUACCCUCAUUUACAUUUUUUC
Molecule: messenger RNA, 2248 nt
Organism: Onychomys torridus (southern grasshopper mouse)
Lineage: Eukaryota; Metazoa; Chordata; Mammalia; Rodentia; Cricetidae
Gene: Psmd6
Product: proteasome 26S subunit, non-ATPase 6
Exons: 6
Coding region: 88-1140 (350 amino acids)
Biological process (GO): proteasome-mediated ubiquitin-dependent protein catabolic process
Cellular component (GO): proteasome regulatory particle
Molecular function (GO): protein binding
Source: RefSeq, a predicted model, not a curated record